CAGUCCUUACCAGAGGUCCACAGCGCACACUGGCGUCUAGGACUAUUCCACAUUAAAUCUGUGCUCAUUUUCACAUCUGUGCAUGUUAUAUUGUGACACCAACUUUUUUUCUUUUGUCUCAGAAGUUUCUCUUUUUCCCCCAGUUUCUUCUUCAACUGUGCGGUUUUUUGGACUUUAUCCAUGUUGAAAUGGAAUAUGAGGAGUUCCCUAGAGAGACGCUAUCAAGGAUUUGAGUUGCUGUGAGUCCUCCUCCGGUGGAUGAAGAUGGACCCUCCCGCCUGCGUGUGUCCUCCAGACCCUGCUGGUGCUGAUGAUCUUGCCCCCUGUUGCUUCCGUGUCCUGCCCGCGGCCCUGCUCCUGUCCCCAGCCCACUGAGCUCCAUUGCACCUUCCGCUCCCUCAUCACCAUCCCAGCUGCUGUAUCUAAACACGUGGAACGCAUGAACCUGGGGUUCAACAGUAUUAAUGAGAUCACAGACAAAUCACUGACUGGUCUGAGGAAGUUGGAGCUUCUGAUGGUUCAUGGGAAUGACAUCAACACUUUACCUGAUGGAGUGUUCAGGGACCUCAUAUCACUACAGAUGUUGAAGAUUAGCUACAACAAGCUGAAGGAGAUCAACAGACACACUCUUCAGGGUCUUUGGUCUUUAGCCAGGUUACACCUGGACCAUAAUCAACUGGAGUUCAUCCACCCAGAUGCGUUCCAGGGUCUCACCUCCCUGCGACUGCUGCAGCUGGAAGGCAACCAACUUCAGCAGCUGCACCCAGCAACAUUCACCACCUUCACUCUCUUGAACCACUUCCACGUCUCCACCCUGAGACACCUCUACCUGUCAGACAAUGGAUUGACAUCACUGCCCUCCAGGCUGGUGGCAACCAUGCCUCAGCUGGAGAAUCUGUACCUCCAUGGGAACCCGUGGUCUUGUGACUGCAAUAUGAGGUGGUUCCACGACUGGAACAAAACCUCACCAGGUGUUUUGAAAUGUAAAAAGGACAAAGCCCUUCCUGGUGGCCAGUUGUGUCCUAUGUGUUCCUCUCCCAGGCAUCUCCAGAGGAAAGAGCUCCAAGCUGUGGAGAACCUGGUCUGCAGCAGCCCAGUCAUCAGUUCUCCUCAUAGGACUUCUCCACCUGAUGACACUGAAAGUGAGGUCAUGACUACAGACAACUUCAGGGAACCAUUUGGAAAUAUCUCCCUGGGCCUGUCUGAUGAACAUGGGAACGAGGUGGAUCUGAAGUGUAGUAUUGGUGAGCCAAGAGAGAUUACCAAGAUCGACUGGGAGCAGGUCAACCAGCUCCAGCUAUCCUCCAAUAUCACUUUAUCAGUGGAUUUCGAAUGUCCUGUUGAUAGAGAAAAGUAUGAACAACUAUGGAGGCUAAUUGCUUACUACAGCAAUGUGCCAGCCCACUUACAGAGGGGGACUAUGCUCAGCAAAGAGCCUCAUCCAACCUAUGUGUAUAGACAGGACUCAGAGAAGGAUGCCCUCUACUACACAGGUGUUAAAGUUAACGUUAUGGCCCAGCCGGCAUGGCUGAUGCAGACAUCUGCAGACCUUCAGCUAAACAGACUUCAGUCAUCAGCCAAGAUGGUAAAAUUGAUCCUAAGCACGGAGCUUUCAGAGACAGUGGAGGCAGAGCUGGUGCGGAGGCAGAGUAGGACAUGGGUCUUGAUCGAAACGACAAACACGACUCAUAAAGUGUUGAGUACUAUCCUGGGAAGCCCAAGUCAAAUGUACUGUAACGUGCACAGUUCUGGCCAACCAAUAAUUCAGUGGAUGCUGCCAGACGGCUCCAAAGUGGAGGCACCAUACAGCAGUCCAGACAACAGAGUGUCUGUGUCCAGCGAUGGAAGGCUGGUCAUUAAAUCAGUCAGCCACACAGACACAGGAAUUUACUACUGCAUUGCCAAGGUUCAUGGAGAUCUAGCUGUCCUGCCAUUCUAUCUGACAGUGCAGGAAUCCUCCAGUCCUCCCCCAGGACAGGAUACCUCAAUUACACCCAUUGAGGGAUUUGCAGGGAGCCCCAUUUCCCUGCCUUGUACAGCAUCUGGUUCCCCUGAUGCUGAAAUUAACUGGAUUCUACCAAACAACAACAUAGUUAGCUUCCAAGGCAAAUCCUCCAGAGUUUUGGUCUAUCCCAAUGGGACUCUGCAUAUCCCACAGACUCAGUUAUUAGACAGUGGUUAUUACAAGUGCAUUGCCAUGAAUCAACAUGGUGUAGAUACACUGGCUGCAAAAAUCACUGUAAUCAGGCGUAAAGGCUUCAUAAGACCUUUGAGGAAAUUUCCAGCAAGACCUCAGUCCGCCUCAGGGGUAAACACUCAGAUAAAAGUUCUCACAGAGGAUACAGAGGAGGCAUCAGGGGACAUUGAGGUAACUCAGGAGGGGUCUCCAAUGAACCGCCAAGAUCCUAUGAGAAGAAGAAUUCCUGGAAGUGUGGCCCCAGGAAGGAGGGGCAUCCAUCCAUCAAGAAAUAUGUGGCGGAGGCCACCAGUGCUUCGAAAACCAACAGGAUCACAUGUUGAAGACAGCAGGAGGAGGAUUAAUGUGUCAAAGAGUAAAAUAGAUCCAGAGAAAUGGGCUGAUAUUUUGGCAAAGAUUAGAGAUAGAACUGCUCAGAAUACUGUUACACCACUCCCAGUUGAACGUACAACAGAGAGAAAACUGACAGAGCAGACAACACAGUCUCAAGAAACUAUUGAAGGAUCAUCAGAUGGCGUGACUGUGCAGGAAAAGGAGGGCCAGGAUUACCUCACAACACCACACACUCCAGUGCUACAUACACAAAUGAAAACUAAUAAACACAAUACACAAGGUCAGGGAACUCAUGUGACAUCUAAUCGCUACAACAUACACAACACACAUGAUAUAACAUCAAAUGGUCAGCACACACACAGCAUACACACUACAACAGAGCCACACACAAUGCAGACUAUAUACAAUGUGCAGCACACAACCCAUGAUACAAACUUGGAUCUAUACACAACUUCAAACAGUGUACUUCUCUUCCCCCAGACCACAUCUGUUCCUCUACAUGUUGUCACUCUCUGGCAGGUGAAUACAAACAGUGAAAGCAGCAGCAGUACAUUUUCUCUACAAGAGAACUAUAGCACAAAUACAGAUGCUAAUGGAGUCAAAACAGCUGAUUGGUCCAAGGCAACAGAGAGAAACAGGAAUACAGAUAGCCUGAAUGUUGUUGCCAGCUCUAAUACUGACAGAGAGCUUUCUUUGAGUGGAAGUCAGAUUAUCCCUUCAGUAAACCCAAAUGAAUCAAAGACAAGCCAAGAAGAAAAUGGAAAAUAUCUUAGUGAGACUGCAACAACAUCACAGCUGCAUACUCAGCCAAAGGACACAACACUUGAUGAUUUGCGGUCUCAAGCAAUGCUCACAACAGCAUCCCCAACAACUACAUUUUUGCCCAACACUACAACAAAUGGGCCUGAAGGACAACUGCCCCCGCGCCUCCGACAGCCCAACUCCAGGCGAAGGAAUGGAACUCGAAGGAAGAGACCAAACAGAAGGAAACAAAAGCUGAAUGAAUCCCCCAAGUUUAUUGCCACCACACCUGCAAAUACUCCCCUAGCAACAGUAAGGACCACUGCCUCCACACAGCUAAAAAUAGAACCAUUAGAAGUUACAACAGCCAAAUUCAAUACCACUGUUCCAUUCACCAGCAGCCAAGCAGCGUCAUCAGGCAGUCUGAGUCACAGAGAAAGCACAGUCUCCAGGCAUGACAUUGAGGCAGCCACCAAACCCUCUUCACUACCAGCUUCUCCCCCUAAAACUAAGGACAACCUUCUAACCCUGGCCAAGCCACUAUUCAAAAGCACAUCAGCAGCACCAUCAUUUCCAACAGCCUCUCCAGGAGUGGGUCAUGGAAAGACUAGUUCUCAAACAACCCUAAGAAUCUCAGAGAAUUCAUCUCCUCCAGAGCGCUUGGAUAUCCUCACAUCAACCACUCAAGAGAGGUUUAUGAGCAGCUCUGUUAGACCUUUAGAGACACAUAGGGUAACUGUUGCUUUAGACCUCGGAUCUUUGACACGCUCUAACAAUCCCUCUGGGAGUUUUCAGACUGCAACAGUGCAAACAGAUAUCAAGAACAAUCAAUCAGACUAUCAAUACACACCCACCAAUAAGGGUAGAAAGAUUGAGACUGGGACGGUCCCAUUCCCAUUUGCCUCAGCCGCUUCCCUUAUUGAGCAUGAAAUCAAGACAACUUCUGGAUACACUUCAAGUGGCUUAAUUACGACACAGAGUUUGCUUUUUGAUUUGGAGAAAGAACAGGUUACAAAGAAACCUACACUGCUUGAAAAAUAUUAUCAUAGUUCUCAUCAAAACAACAGCCGGAGCAGUGAGUCAGAGGUAGAUCAGCAUCUUAAAGAAAUUGCAAACAUUGGAGAUACUGGUGAUGCUCCUAACACAAGUAUCACCACAACACCACCUCCCCCUGCUACUUCAUCAAGACCUGAUCCUGUGAUCCCAUCCAAAGAGGUGUUAGAUGUCACGUUACCCAGAAUGUCUUCCACAGUUAAAAUGGGACCUUUGCUGGAGGCCACUACCCAGGAGGCAUCCAGGAUCACAGUCAACCACAGUGAAGACCAACAAUUCACACCUAUCAUCACCACAUCAGAGCCUAGGAGAAUAUCAGACUACCAUCCUGCAACCCAGUCACCUGACCACAAACUGACUUCCCCAGCCUUAAAACUGACCCGUGGGCAGACAAUCAAGCAGACGGCCACUCCUGCCCCGACAAUUACUGCAAUCCAAACUAAUCCAUUCAGAGAGAGACUGCUAACAAGUACUCAGGAUGUGCUCAGAAUGCACCAGCUACCUGGACGAGUAUCUGUUCCACGAGGGAAGCCAAGGAUAACUAAGAGCAAUUUCCAAACUUUCACUGUGAAAGUUGAAACAGAUGCUCAGCUUCCCUGUGAGGCUAAGGGCGAGCCAAAGCCCUUCCUGUCAUGGACUAAAGUUAUUAGUGGGGCAAGUAUUGCUCAGAACACAAGGGUUCAGAGGUUUGAAGUCCAUCCAAAUGGCACAUUAAUCAUCAGGAACACACAGCUCAUGGAUGGGGGCCAGUACCUUUGUAUGGUCCAGAACCAGUAUGGAACAGACAAAAUGGUGGUCAACCUUGUGGUCAUAUCUCAGCAUCCACGGGUACUCCAGCCUCAGAACAGAGACAUCACAGUGUAUCUGGGUGGCAAAGUGGAUUUGAACUGUGAAGUGGAGGGGCACCCUAGGCCUAAAGUUACUUGGGUGCUCCCUAACCAUGUCCAUAUGGCUGCUGCCCAACUCGAUGUGCCCCUUCAGCAGCGUGUGGUUGUCUUGAGUAAUGGAACCCUCCAGAUUAGCCAGGCCAGUUACACAGACAGAGGGAUUUAUAAGUGCAUUGGCAGCAGUGCAGCUGGAGCUGACACUGUCUUAGUCCACCUUCAUGUCUUAGCAUUGCCACCUGUGAUUCAACAGACACAACAUGAAAACACCACCCUCCCAGAGGGAAGCACCGCCUACAUUCACUGCACCGCCACAGGCACCCCUCAGCCUGUUAUCAGCUGGAUCACACCUGAUGGUGUACAGCUCACUGCUUCCCAGUUUUCCACAGGACGCAACCUUAUUGUCUUUCCCAAUGGUACACUCUACAUACGGAGACUGGGUCCGGGAAAUGCUGGGAGAUAUGAGUGCUCAGCCAGUAAUGCAGUGAAAUCCAGCAGGAGAACUGUGAUCUUGAGCAUAAAGAAGAAUCUGUCCUCUUCUAAGGCCAGCAUCACCUCAUCAUCGCCCCACAGAACAGAUGUGAUCUAUGGGAGUAAAUUGCUACUCAACUGUAUGGCAACAGGAGAGCCAGAUCCAUGGAUCAUCUGGAGGACACCCUCUAAGAAGCUGGUGGAUGCUCAGUAUAGUUUUGAUCCCAGGAUCAAGGUCUUCCCCAAUGGCACAAUAACCAUCCAUUCUGUGACUGACAAGGACAGCGGUGACUACCUGUGUGUGGCACGUAACAAGAUGGGUGAUGACUAUGUUCUGCUGCGGGUCAACGUGCUGACUAGGCCAGCCAAAAUUGAACAGAAGCAGCAACGAUCCAGUCAGGAGGUGAUGUAUGGUGGGGACUUGAAGGUGGACUGUGUUGCCUCUGGGCUUCCCAACCCUGAAAUCAGCUGGGCACUGCCAGAUGGCACCAUGGUCAACCCGGUCAAACAGAGAGAGCAUAACAGUGGAGGACGUAGUCGCAGGUAUCUGGUGUUUGACAAUGGGACACUGUAUUUCAAUGAUGUCGGCAUGCCAGAAGAAGGUGACUACACCUGCUACGCUGAGAACCAACUUGGCAAAGAUGAGAUGAAGGUCAGAGUCAAGGUCAAGGUUGCAACUUCCCCACCACAAAUCCAGGAUAAAGAUCAAAAGAUCGUCAGGGUUUUCUACGGUGAGACCGUUACACUCAAAUGUAACUCGAAAGGGGAACCAAUGCCAAUCAACACAUGGAUAUCCCCUACAAAUAGAGUGAUCUCCCCUGCAUUAGACAAAUACCAAGUCCUGGGUGAUGGGACAUUGGUGGUUCAAAAAGUCCAACGUUUUGAUGGAGGUAAUUACACCUGCUUGGCCAGGAACAGUGUAGGACAGGACCAUAAAGUCAUUAGGCUGGAGGUCCUGGUAACACCUCCGAUGAUCAACGGUCAGAGAGAAUCUGCCAGUGCUGUCAAGGUAACAGCAGUCCAGGAUCAGCGGAAACUAGUUGACUGUGUGGCAAAGGGAACUCCCACCCCUCGUGUCAUGUGGGUUCUACCAGGAAAUGUGAUCCUCCCUGCACCAUACUACAGCAAGAGACUGACAGUUCACCAGAAUGGUACCUUGGAAAUCAGGUCACCCAAGAAAGGAGACUCUGGGCAUCUGGCUUGUAUUGCUCGAAAUGAAGGAGGGGAGGUCAGGCAGGUGGUUGAUUUGGAUGUGAAAGAAGUUGUUGAGAGGCCACAAAUUAGAGGUCCCAAAACAGAUACCCUAUCACUGACUGUGGGGAAUGCCAUGGCUUUGAAUUGCUCCUUUGAGGGCUCAAUACUACCUCACGUCACUUGGAUCUUACCAAACGGCACACCUCUGCUUAGCGGUGCUCGAUUCUCUAAGUUUUUCCAUCAACCUGACGGUACGUUGAUCAUCAGUAACCCAUCUGUUGGUGAAGCUGGUAUAUACCGCUGUUUGGGGCGUAAUUCUGGAGGGUUUGUGGAACGUACAAUCACUUUGUCCCCAGGGAGAAAGCCAGAAAUCAACAACAGAUACAGCUCUCCUCUGAACGUCAUGAAUGGGGAAACACUUUUGCUUCAUUGUCAAACCAAUGGCGAACCCUUCAGAUUAACUUGGACGCUACCCAGUGGGGUUGUCCUUAACAGGCCACAGAGAGCUGGACGAUAUUCUAUACUGCCCAAUGGGACACUUGCAAUCCAGCAAGUAUCAGUCUAUGAUCGGGGGUCCUACGUAUGCCGAGCUGCAAAUGAGUAUGGUAGCUCUCUGCUUUCUGUGUCGGUAAUUGUGACUGCAUACCCACCUCGGAUUACCAACGGCCCUCCCUCUGUGACUUAUGCUAAACGAGGAGUUGCUGUUCAGCUGAACUGCAUAGCAACUGGGAUUCCUAGAGUGGAGGUAGCAUGGGAAACACCUGAUAAAACCCGCUUGGCUGUCAGCACCCAGCCACGCCUUUUUGGAAACAAGUACCUCCAUCCACAAGGUUCCCUCAUCAUCCAGAACCCAACACAUAAAGAUGCUGGCAUCUACCGGUGUACAGCCAGGAAUGCCAUUGGCAUAGACUCUAAAGCUACAUUUCUCAAUGUCUUCUGAAGAAUUUCACUGUUCAGCAUGGUCAUCAUGCCAUACUGUAUGCCCAAGCAACUGCCUAGUUAAAAGCAGCUAAUGUUUUUAAUUAUCCAAAUGUAAAAACUGCUGUCACAAUGAUGAAACAAGUAAACCCUGUUGCAGUGCUUUGAGCAUAUGCUAUAUAGAGGUCAGAUGUUUAUGGUAUUUUGUGCCCCAUAGCUUACCAUUUCCACCAUUCUGUGUGUAAUCCACAUCACUGGUAAAUAUCAGUGGGUCUCCCUCCUUUGGUUACCUUCAAAUUGUUCUGUUCUGUAGUUUAGCAGACAGUACAGCACCUGUGCCACGUGAUUUCCACUUUAUCAGUAAUAAUUAAACAAAAAAGGUACAUUUCUAAACUUUAAUUUAAAAUUACACAAGGAAGUUUGGCACACAGGUGCAAAAUAAAUAGUCAUGCAACAACCCAGUAACUUACUAAACAGUACUUAGGAGUAAGUUGCUAAAGAUAAUAUUGAUUUCAUUUUAUUUAAGUUAGAAAGUAUUCAGAUUGCUUACAUCCACCAAGGCAGUAAAAUAGUGGUACACACACCUGUAACAUCACUGAUGGAUGUGGUUUGCUGUUAUUCAUGUUCCCAAAGAACCACCUUUAGGCAAAAUGUUACCAGAGUUCAUUUGUAUGUAUAUCAUCAUGUGUCCCAUAUGGGGACAUACGAGGUGGGCUAAGAAAUCUGAGAAAAAAUAAAUUUUAUAUAUAUAUAUAUACAUAUAUAUAUAUAUAUAUAUAUAUAUAUAUAUAUAUAUAUAUAUAUAGAUAGAGAUAGAGAGAGAGAGAGAGGAGUGAAAAGUGGAAUCUGUGUAACACAAAUUUAAAAAAUCAUUGUUUGCUUUCAGUGUUGGACUACACAACAAGUGGUAAAGUAACAGCUUAAAAUGACAUCAGCCUGUGCCUCUAUGCAUAAGCUCCACUCCAAGCGCCCUUCCCUGUACCUGUACCUUUGCUUUGAUGACAUAGAACAGUUGCCAUGACAAUGACAGAUUAUGUCGAGCUGUAAGAAACUGCAUAGCUUUCCAUUUUCUAACUAGAAAAUAUUGUUUAACUUAAUGACAGAAUUGAUUGGAAAUAUGUAUAAUGUUGCUGGGAUUGUUUUUUUUAAGACAUGAUUUGAGACAUCCAUUGGUAUCCUGUUCCUUCCAUUAAUGUCCAUUUUUGGUAUUUUCUGUGUUUCCAUUUUUUAAAAGAUAAUUCAAAGUGUUUGUUACCUGCUCUCAGCGGUGUGCACCACCUUGAAUCUGCUUCUGAAAAGUGCUGAUGCAGGUUCCAUGUCUUCAUUUGUAAAUUAUGUCUUUGACAGACUGUGAUGCAUAGCAAUUUUCCCAUAGUUUAAUAAAAGAUUUCCAUUCUUUUCUAAACUCAAAAACAAAA
Lates calcarifer (barramundi perch) is the source of this 9209-nucleotide messenger RNA. It is a transcript of the gene mxra5a, whose product is annotated as matrix-remodelling associated 5a. The record is from RefSeq and is a predicted model, not a curated record. Gene Ontology annotation, molecular function: protein binding. NCBI's taxonomy places the organism in Eukaryota, Metazoa, Chordata, Actinopteri, Centropomidae. Gene Ontology annotation, cellular component: extracellular region.